Messenger RNA from Colletotrichum destructivum, 1002 nucleotides. RefSeq names its product Putative ubiquitin-like protein 4A. Gene Ontology annotation, molecular function: protein binding. The coding region runs from base 345 to 965 and encodes 206 amino acids. The record is from RefSeq and is a predicted model, not a curated record. NCBI's taxonomy places the organism in Eukaryota, Fungi, Ascomycota, Sordariomycetes, Glomerellales, Glomerellaceae. The transcript is spliced from 2 exons.
CCGAAACUUUUUCCUAUCGCGCACUGACCACGCUCGAUAAGAUUAAGAGAGACCGGCAGCCGAUAAAGCCACGCCGCCCAGACCUGAUCCAAGCCCCACAUCCAGCUCGCUCUACGCCCCGCCAUCCCUCCUCCAGUGCGUAACUCUACCGAGCAAGCAGCAAGACCAGACACCGGACGAAGCCAUCCCCAGCGCCGUACCUCAUCUUGUAUUUAACCUUCGCCGCUGCUUCUCCUCACAGCCAUAUUACCCACACAAACCACAACACCCGAACUUAAUCUAACGACUCGAGCAAGAGCCAAGCUUCCAACCCAUCAACAGCGUGCCACCCGCAAACCACAAACAUGGCUGAAGUCGUUUUCGCUAGGCAGUUCCUGGCGACCUUGGAGUCGCGCCCGGCUAAGCUGUCGGCCGACCAUGUCGAGGAUCCCAAGAACUUCCCUGCUCGCCCUCCCUACAUCCUGCCCAAGAUGCCCAAGCCCAUGAGCAAGCCCACGAACCUUGCGCCGGGCCAGGAGCGCAGCAUCAACGUCACCCUCAAGUCCCUGCGCAACCCUCCCUUGGACAUCAAGCUGUCAUCGCAGACGCUCAACACCUCGAUCCUCGACAUCAAGACGACAGUCGAGACCAAGUCGCGGAUACCGGUGGACAAGAUGAAGUUGCUGUACAACAAGAAGCCGGUGGCGGACAGCAAGGUGUUGAAGGACCUGCUUACGGAUGACCAGUCUUCGCUGGAGUUCUCCGUUAUGGUCAUCGGAGGUGCUGCGGCCAUCAAGGCCGAGCCCUCCCCUGUUGGAGGUGGCGGCUCUGGACAGCAGGAAGACAUUGGAGAGGCUGCACUGGACACGCCGGAGUUUUGGGACGACCUGAAGGGCUUUUUGAUGCAGAGGCUCAAGCACGAGCAAAAGGCGGAGGAGCUGUCGGCUCUCUGGCGCUCGACCUGGCAGGCGCAGAAGAAGUCAUGACGUAGCAGCAGUCACGGAGGACGGGACUCAGGCAUAA